UGACAUUUCUCAUUCUGUCUGUCUGGCUGUGCUGUGUGUGGUUGAAUCGAAGAUAAUUGUGAUGGGGGAGUAAGGAAAGAUAUAAUUCGUAAUAAUAUAGAAAAAUGUCUCGAGCUGGCCGGGAUUAGUAUUAUGACAAUCAAAGUUUAAUAUUUUUACUGUGUGUCGGUUGCUCGUAGGAGUACUGCAGUGGCGAUGGCGACACAGCCGAGUGACUACACCGAGUUUCCGCCCGAAAUUAUCUUGAAGCCCCUCGCCUUGAUCGGGCUGUCGGGUCUAGACGCCGUCAACAACGCCGUGCACCGCGAGAUAUGGGACUCCUUCUCCAACAACCGCCGCGCAGACCGCGCCAGCGUUCGCUUCAAGUUAAUCAACAAUACCUUCGAAUUUCCCGUAGUGAAGCCCAAGAGGAACUCCUACGAAUGGUACAUACCGAAGGGCAUUCUCAAAAAGAACUGGAUUCCAAAGCGAGUGUCACUAAUUCCCGCCGUUGUAGUAAUUUUCUAUGAUAUGGAGUGGAAUGAUCCACAGUGGAACGAGAAAAUUAUAGAAUGCGCGUCUAAAGUCCAAUCUAUUCGCGCAGCUGUCGAGGGACACGCUACCCGCGUCGCCGUGGUGGUGAUCCAGAAUGGACAGUCCCCUCCCCCCUCGGAGUACAUGCUGGGGGCUGAACGGGCGCAGGCUCUCUGCUCUGCUUGUGAGAUCCAAUCCAAAUCAUUGUUUGUUCUUCCCCACAGUGAUCACUUAAUGGGUUACAUAGUAUGUUUAGAAAAUGCUUUUUAUGACAUUGCUCAAAAUUAUUAUCACCAUGAAACUAAAACUAUAAAGCAGCAUAGAGAUCACCUCAACAAGACCACACACCAGUAUUUAUUUGUGAGGCAUCAGUUCAAGCUGGGCUUCCUCAAUGAGUUAAAACAGGAUCUGAGCACAGCUCAUAAGCACUACAUGCAUGCAUAUACAAAUCUGUUGGAAACUCGCACAGUUGACACCAACACCCAUGAGGUGAGGACAGUUGCUGGGUACAUCAAUUAUAAAUUGUGCAAAUUAUUGUUUGCUCUCAACCUUCCUCGAGAUGCUAUAGCACAAUUGAAGAAUCAUAUUGAGAGGUAUAGAAACAGAAUUGGAUCUACAGAUCUUUUAUUUGAACAAUAUGCCUGGAUCGCAAGACAAUACAGUGCCUUUGGAGAAUUGUUUGAUGAAGCAAUCCGGGCUGGCCUGCCCGCCAUCCAGUCCCAGCACCCAGGAUUCUAUUACCAGCAUGCAGCACAGUUCACUGUAAAGAGGAGACAGGCAAUGAGGUCAGUGUGCAAUGAAGCCUUACAAUAUCCUCCAGGGCCUAAUCCCCUUGAAGGAACAGUGGAGUACUACGGUCAACGACCCUGGAGACCAGGCCGCCUCAGUGCAGACCCCCAUGAUCCCCAAAAGGAACAAGCUGCAGUGACCGCUCUACAAUACAAUGAAAGAAUUUUCAAUCAUUCUGCUAUGAUUAUCAGUUUUCUAGGCUGUGCUAUUUCCCAAUUCAAAACAUUCCACUCUCCUCGAAUGCGCAAACAGUUGGUGGUUGAGAUGGCUAAUGAAUAUUAUUAUUCAGCAGACUAUGGCAAGGCCCUCACUCUACUGACACACAUGUUGUGGGAUUACCGCAAGGAGAAGUGGUGGUUCCUUGCUUCUCAUGUGCUGAAUAGAGCAUUGCAGUGUGCCUAUUUGUCAGCAAAAAUACAAGACUACAUUCAACUGUCAGUAGAAGCAUUAUCAAAACACAUUCAAGUGCCAAACAAAGAUAAGGAUAGGAUAUUCAAGAAUAUCAUGGCCAUUCUCAAUUGUAAUAUUCCUGGUCCAGAACCAGACUUGCCUGCAUCAUCUCAGACCAAAGCACUUGAAGCUUGGCAAAGUGUCGUAGACAAAGAGCCUCUGUCUGUUACAGUGGACAUGUCAAAUAUUUCCAGUUUCCUUGAAGUCAAGCCAAAGUUCAAGCAGCAGCAAUAUCGGAUGGAAGAGAUGGUGGAGGUGGAGCUGUAUGUAAGGCUGGCAUUUGAGACUGUUCUUGAGUCAGUCAAAAUUUUUAUCACAGUGACAAGUCCCUCAGAAACAUUGGAGAUACCAAUAACAGUAGAUGGGAAUCACUCCAUGUCACUAGAAGGUGGCAAAGUGAAAAGGUUUCUAUGUAAAUUCAAAUCUAAUCCUCAUGAUAGUGGCUCUGAGCUUCAUAUCAAAACUGUUUCUUUCAUGUUGGAGUCUGAAAGGAGAAGGAGGAUACUUAUGAAUUUUAAAACUGAGGAUGUUAAAACAUUAGAUGCCACUGUACAUCCAGAGUUGCUACAUUUCAUACUGAGCCCUAAAGCUGAUUAUGAAUUUGAUUGUAUAGUGCCUUUGACGGUGGCUAGUCUAACGUCAAGAGAAUGUAAAUUGUCUCUAGCUAUAUCAAACUUGAGUCCAGCUCUCCAGGGGGAGUGGUUUCCCACAACUUUUACAAUCACUAAUGAAGAGGAAAGUGGAGUAUACAACAUGAAGAUAGCUCUCUCUUUAUUGAGCUCUCCUGACAACCCAAACCCUGAAACAGUCACAGAGCUGAGUCUCAAAGAAGGUGAAGCUCAGUCACAACCAAUCCAGCUGCCUAUAGGAACCAUAACCCAGGGUGCUAGUCACAGCGGUUUGUUCUAUAUGAAGACAAACAGAACCGCGACCACCACUGUUCAAAUAAAAGUGUCUUAUACCAUAAACCUCCCUGAAAUCUCCAAGUUGGAAUGUGUCAAAGACUUUACAACCAAAAUAACUGUCAUAAAACCUUUUGAAGUCCUUACUGAUUUUGUUGCUAUGAAUUUCAAGCCAAUCACAAAAUGUUUUGUUGAUGAUCCUUUUAUAGUUAUGCCUCAAAUUAAAAUUUUAAGCCCUUGGGAGUUGUUAAUAGUUAAUACGGACCUGGAAGUAGUAGAUUGCUUUAGUCAUGCUGAUGAUAAUAAGUCGUCCUGCAUCAGCAAUCUAGAAGUAGCAGAGAAGAAUGUAGCCUCCGAUGCAAUUUGCAUAAAGGCCAAGUACAAACCCAAAGACACCCCAACUAGAGUCGGUCUGUACAAUAUAACUUGGAGGCGGAAGAGUAACACCAGCCACUGUGUCAUGAGCAGCACAGCUUUGUCGGGGCUGCCAAUAGAAGAAUGUCCUAUAGCAGUAGAAGUCCAUUACCCAGAGGUCGUGGAACUCCAGACAUCAGUGGCUCUGAAGUGUACGUUGAUUGGAAAAUCCACAACCCCAGUCCGACUGAGUCUCACUGUGGAAGGCAGUGAUGCCUACAUGUUUUCUGGUUAUAAGAAACUGUCCGUAACUGUGCCUCCAAAGGAGAGAGUGGAGCUGAACUACAACAUCCACCCACUGGUAGCUGGCAACACCACUCCUCCACGGUUAAAAGCCACAGUCAUCGGAGACAAUUCUUGUCAAGAAGUAGUCAAAGAAAUGUUUGAGAAAAUCUUUCCACAGAAUAUAUUUGUUAUGCCUAAGUACAAUAAAUGAAUUGUAUCAUGUGU
Molecule: messenger RNA, 3518 nt
Organism: Plodia interpunctella (Indianmeal moth)
Lineage: Eukaryota; Metazoa; Arthropoda; Insecta; Lepidoptera; Pyralidae
Gene: gry
Product: gryzun
Exons: 1
Coding region: 196-3504 (1102 amino acids)
Cellular component (GO): cytoplasm
Source: RefSeq, a predicted model, not a curated record